Messenger RNA from Kockovaella imperatae, 604 nucleotides. Its product is annotated as HIT-like domain-containing protein. Gene Ontology annotation, molecular function: catalytic activity. The record is from RefSeq and is a predicted model, not a curated record. The transcript has 4 exons. The coding region runs from base 96 to 599 and encodes 167 amino acids. Lineage: Eukaryota; Fungi; Basidiomycota; Tremellomycetes; Tremellales; Cuniculitremaceae.
CUUAACGUUUCCCGCCACAAUGACGCGCCACAGUUGACGAUCCAAUUACAUUCUGUUGUCUCCCCGAGAGCGUCUUGGUCCUUUGACUGCAUCGAAUGCCGCGAUGGCUGUCUUGUUUCCCCUCGAGACCGUCUCAGUCACUCGAAAUCGAUACGGCAGGUAGACUUCCGGGCUGCGUGUUUUGUCAUGUCUCCGUAGAGAGAGGUUUCGCUGUGGUCCACGAGGACGAAUGUCUGAUAGCUUUCAAGGACAGAUCUCCUCAAGCUGAGACGCGUCUCUUGAUCAUCCCGAAGACUCACAUCGCAUCGUCUGUGCGAGACCUCAGGUCAAGUCAUGUUCAAUUAGUCAAAGGGAUGGUAGAUCUCGGUCAUCGGCUCAGCCCGGCGGAAGACUCCAACAUGGGCUUCCACAUCCCACCCUUCUCGUCCGUGCCCCACCUUCAUCUUCACGUUAUGUCCGGGCGUCGGACAACCCUGGGCAAGCUCAAAUACCCGGUUGCCCAGCGCAACGGAGGCAAAGGAUGGCCGUGGUUCGUGACAGCUGAUCAGACGCUCGAUAUACUUGAGCAAGGAGGCACGAUAGGGGUAGGAAAAAGCUGAAGACC